AUGACUGCAUCUUAUAUCUACAAUAGGUUAUUAAAAUGGUCUAGUAUAUUAUACAGUGAUGCUGCAAAAGACAAAGCUGAAUUGGCAAUAUUAAAAGAGUUCCAAUAUGCAAAUGCAAUUAUUCCAACGUUAUCAACCGGCUUGCCAAUUUGUCCUAAAGAUAAACUUACUAGUAAACUUCUUAACUUUAAAAAUCUUAAUUCUACUAUAAUCGAUCUUACAAUUUCUGAUAACUAUUAA
Messenger RNA from Dentiscutata heterogama, 240 nucleotides. Lineage: Eukaryota; Fungi; Glomeromycota; Glomeromycetes; Diversisporales; Gigasporaceae. The record is from the annotation of a GenBank genome assembly.